AUGUCCGGUCACCUCACAAGACGCGCCCCUUUCGAAGAUAUCCUCCUGCCCAAUGUCUACCGGGUAUCUGCUUGCAAUCCAUAUCGCCAGAAGCUGGCUGGAGAAUCAGAUGCAGAUUAUGUCACGAGAAAAGCCGAGGAGCUCGAUCGAGCUUUCAAGGACGCUGGGCCAGGAACUGUUGCAGCUUUCAUUGCCGAACCUCUGGUUGGCGCUGCUAUGGGCUGUGUGCCAAGCCCUCCAGGCUAUUUCCGGGCCAUGCGAGAGGUCUGCGAUAAAAAUGGUGCUCUAUUGAUCCUUGAUGAGGUCAUGUGCGGUAUGGGAAGGACUGGAACCCUCCAUGCCUGGGAGCAGGAAGGCGUUGUCCCUGACAUCCAGACCAUCGGGAAGGGCCUCGCUGGUGGUUAUCAGCCUGCGUCGGCCGUCCUUGUCAGUGAGAAGGUCGUGCAAGAAAUGUGGCGUGCCGGAGCCACUUUCACUCAUGGCCACACGUUUCAAAACCAUGCAUCGGUGUCUGCUGCUGCCCUCAAAGUGCAGGAGCUGAUCCAAAGGGGUCAACUUCUCGCGAACGUCCAGGUCCAAGGCCGCUACCUUGAGAAACUCCUCAAGCAGCGUCUUGGAGCACAUCCGCAUGUGGGUGAUAUCAGGGGCCGGGGUCUAUUCUGGGGGAUAGAGUUUGUUCGAGACCGACUCACCAAGGAACCCUUCGAUCCAAGCAUGGAGAUCGCGCGUAGGGUCCAUGUUGAGGCGAUGAAUGCAAAGAACCCGAUGAUGAUCUAUCAUGGUCAAGGCUGUGCAGGCAAUCGGCGAGGAGACCAUGUCAUGAUCAUGCCUGCUUACAAUGUGACUUCAAAGCUCAUUAUGGUUAUAGUGGAUCGAUUGGUCUCAGCCGUCAACGCGACAUUUGAAGAUACCUGA
Molecule: messenger RNA, 915 nt
Organism: Phaeoacremonium minimum UCRPA7
Lineage: Eukaryota; Fungi; Ascomycota; Sordariomycetes; Togniniales; Togniniaceae
Product: putative class iii protein
Exons: 1
Coding region: 1-915 (304 amino acids)
Cellular component (GO): cytosol
Molecular function (GO): transaminase activity; pyridoxal phosphate binding
Source: RefSeq, a predicted model, not a curated record